This is a messenger RNA of Sphaeramia orbicularis (orbiculate cardinalfish), 4856 nucleotides long. RefSeq names its product frizzled class receptor 4 (gene fzd4). Gene Ontology annotation, cellular component: plasma membrane. Gene Ontology annotation, molecular function: Wnt receptor activity; Wnt-protein binding. NCBI's taxonomy places the organism in Eukaryota, Metazoa, Chordata, Actinopteri, Kurtiformes, Apogonidae. The record is from RefSeq and is a predicted model, not a curated record. Gene Ontology annotation, biological process: non-canonical Wnt signaling pathway; canonical Wnt signaling pathway; retina vasculature morphogenesis in camera-type eye. The coding region runs from base 396 to 1985 and encodes 529 amino acids. The transcript is spliced from 6 exons.
CACAGACACAAUAAACUUUAGUGCCGGACGCUUGCAGGCAGUAGGCGCAAAACCCCAACGUUGUGUUUGGGCUGCGCUUCUCUACGGAGCCACUAACGGGAAACGAUACAAGAAAGAAAAAAGAAAGAGGAUUUACUCAGACGUAUGCUUUUAAUCUGAGAUCGGCAAGUUUUAAAUGACUACGUGCGCCUUUUACGCACAGAUCUGUAGGUGAUCCAUUGCUGCGUUUUGGAUAUUUUAAUCUAUUGAAUGGAUCGGAGUGGGAUACUAUAGCCUCCGAGACGCACGGACUACACGCUGCUGGACUAAACACGCGCUCCUAACUUUGCGCUUGAGGAGAUAUUUGACCGCAAACACCUCCAAGCGCACAGCCGCUCCGUGACGCGGUGGUGACCAUGCCCGGGAUGGUGGUGUCGCUCACCGGGGCAGCCCUGCUCCUCUUGUCCGGGUUGGUCGGGGUUCAUGCGUUCGGCGACGAGGUAGAGGAGAUGACCUGCGACCCGAUCCGGAUCAGCAUGUGCCAGGGUCUUGGGUACAACGUCACCAAGAUGCCCAAUCUGGUGGGGAAUGUGCUGCAGUCGGACGCAGAGCUGCAGCUGACCACGUUCACGCCGCUCAUACAGUACGGCUGCUCCAGUCAACUCAAGUUCUUCCUGUGCUCAGUGUAUGUGCCAAUGUGCACAGAUAAGGUUCCUAUCCCCAUCGGUCCAUGUGGAAGCAUGUGUCUCUCUGUGAAGAGGAAAUGCCUUCCAGUGUUGCACGAGUUUGGCUUCAUUUGGCCCGAGGUGCUGAACUGCAGCCUGUUCCCACCUCAGAAUGACCAUAACCACAUGUGUAUGGAGGGUCCAGGGGACGAGGACCAACCCUACCACCCUGUCCGCCACCCCCCUCACCAGGAGGAGUGUCAGGCCCUUGGCUCUGCCCCUGAUCAGUACACCUGGUUGAAACAGACUGAUAGUUGCGCUCUGCAGUGUGGCUACGACAGCGGGCUCUACCGCCGAGGGGCCAAAGUCUUCACAGAUGCAUGGAUGGCGGUGUGGGCUGUGCUUUGCUUCCUCUCAACCACUCUCACAGUCCUGACUUUCCUGUUGGAUUCACAGCGUUUCUCCUACCCUGAAAGGCCCAUCAUCUUCCUGUCUAUGUGCUGUAAUCUUUACAGUGUUGCCUACCUGGUACGUUUGACUCUGGGGAGGGAACGUGUUUCCUGUGACCUAGAUGCUGCAGCUGUACCAAUUCUAGUGCAAGAAGGGUUAAAGAGCACUGGUUGUGCCAUAGUCUUCCUCCUGCUCUAUUUCUUCGGCAUGGCCUCCUCACUAUGGUGGGUGAUUCUGACUCUGACUUGGUUCUUGGCGGCCGGGCUCAAGUGGGGACAUGAGGCUAUUGAAAUGCACAGCUCCUACUUCCACAUAGCAGCCUGGGCCAUCCCAGCUGUAAAAACCAUCGUGAUCCUCAUAAUGAGGCUGGUGGAUGCAGACGACCUGACCGGACUCUGCUAUGUUGGCAACCAGCAGCAGGAGGCGCUCACAGGCUUUGUGGUGGCACCGCUUGCUACAUACCUUCUAAUAGGCACCCUGUUUAUCUGUGCCGGAUUAGUGGCUCUUUUCAAGAUCCGCUCCAAUCUGCAGAAAGACGGCGCCAAGACAGACAAGCUGGAGCGUUUGAUGGUGAAGAUUGGGGUGUUUUCUGUUCUCUACACCGUCCCAGCCUCUACUGUCAUUGGCUGUUACCUCUAUCAACUCUCAAACUGGGGGGAGUUCAGGGCCAGUACCAGAGACUCAUAUGUGGCCUCAGAAAUGCUCCGAAUCUUUAUGUCACUUCUUGUGGGAAUCACGUCAGGCAUGUGGAUCUGGUCAGCAAAGACCCUCCACACGUGGCAACGCUGCUCCGCCCGCCUGCUCAGGGACAGUCGGGCAAGUCGCGGGGGCAAGAGGGCACCGGGAGAAGGUUGGAUCAAACCAGGGAAAGGCAAUGAGACGGUGGUGUAAGAUGAACGGCAGAGAAAAUGGAAAGGAAAGACUUCCACCCGCUUCUUUCUCACAUACAGAAACUCAUGGUGCCAAACAAGGACGUGGAGCACACGAAAUGAGAAACAGUGUGUCAUGUCCACAUAGCAGGAGCCUCUGAAAGAAGCUCCAGGAUGUAACGGCAUCAAAAAAGCUCUCUGAGAGUCCAUGAGCAGGCCUUAGGUCCUCUAACUGUGUGCCUCUAACAGGGGGGUUUAUAUCACCCUAAGGUCUGGGGGUUAAGGAGGAGACAAGGGGAGGACUGAUCCGCACAUAAGUAGCAAAAGUAGCCUCUCUACCUCUGUUAGACUGUUGCUGCCCAGAGAGAAGGAGAGAGAAACACAAUGAAGGAGAUGGAGAGAUGGAAAAGGCAGAAAACAAAGCAUCUAAAUCCAGACUCAUCUAAAAGCUGUGUAGCACCAUGUCUACCUCUGUCUCUCUUUUCUCCAGAUCCCUCAGCAGAAGAGACUAAACCUGCUGGACACACAGAUCCUUCUGUCCUUUAAGGGUCUUUUAAAGUUUUGAUUUUUACACUGGAGGGUCUCAGUGCAGAUAUUAUACAGAUGUAGACUGACAUUUCCCGAAAGCAUCUGACAACUUGGGUACCUAUGAAAAUUGGACAAAAAAAAGUAUGUACAUGUGGCCUUAAACGUGCACUGUGUUUACAUUUCACUAGCCUUUGACAUUUUUGUAAAUUAUAUACAAUAAGUCAAUGAUUUGAUUGCUCUGAUGUUUUUGGGAAAGCAGUUUGAUGCUGUGAUAAUGCACUCUAUUAAUGUUCAAUAUGUGAAGUGUCCAUGCUUGUCACAAGUGCAUUAGCAGGUUGUUGUGGGAGUACACCAAAAGAUAAAACCAGUGCAGUAACAUGCACAGAGCAUCUAACCAGGCCGCUUUGGCCAGUAUUCAUUUUCACACUGCAGCACUGACACCUCACCAGGACUAAGUGCUAUAUGUUACUGAAUCAAGCAGUAUCCUCUGUGAGAGCUUGGUGAAAUGUAUAUUAUCAGCCAUUUAUGAAGUUUUCACUGAAGUGUCCAAAUUUGAAACACUACUUUUUUUCCCCAAGUUUCUAAAACACACCAAAAAACUAAAAUCACUCUACAAGUAUUUUGAAGGCAGGAGCAAAAAGAAAAACACAAUGACAUUUAUUUAUAUACCUGUAUGUAGAUUCAACUGAAGUACUUGGUUUCAAGUGCUAACACACAUCUGUGGUAUCCAUGAAAUCAUACUGCAAUGAAUCCUGGGAAUAUCCCAGGGGUGCCUUUUAUUGAUCCAUAAAUGUGGAAGCUGUAAGGCAUCUGGGAAAUGUAGGCCGGUGUGUUUUACCUCAGUGGUCUGUGAGAAUGACUAACUUCCAGUGGUGUGUGCAGUGCUUUUGGAAACCCAGCUCUGCAUAUGCCAUGAAAUCCAGGAAAUGAAAUUAUUCCCUCUGCCCUCUUUUCCAAACACAGGCCCCAAGGCAGGCUAAGAAUUAGAGGUUAUUAGACAAUCACUUGCCAAGAGACACAUUAUGCAAUAUAGGAUGCAUGCAUAUAUGCACAUAUACACACAUGCUGUAGGAGGACUUCAGGUUUAAACAGUUGGUUCUCAUGGAUGUUAUCCACCAGUUUACAUGAAAGCAUGUCAUGACCAUUAUGAAAAAAAAAAACUAAUAGGAACAAUGAUAGACUGUAUCUUGGCUAAUUUUUGUCUUCCUCCUUUCCUCUAUUUGUCGCAGUCUCCUGGUAACUUCUCAGUUCUUAGUUUGAUAAGGUCAUCACUUGCCUGUCUGUAUCUUUUCAACGUCGUCUACUACAUCAUAGUUCAUUUCCCAGACAAUCAAAGUUCUCACUGAAAAAAUUUAAUGUAAACAAUGUUCUUUAGAGACACAAUUUCACAUACAUCUUGUUGAUUAUUAACAUCAUCUAUCAUUUUGUAUCUUGUAAGUCGUCUGAUUGGAUGCUUGUAGAAUGGGCUGACUCACCAUUUCUUACACCAAAUCUUGCCGUUUCUCCUGUGUACAGUUCAUGUGCCUGACAAUCUAUCUUGUAAAGCUCUAUAAAUGAGUCUUUGAAUGUAUAAUAUAUGUGGUGUGUGUCACAUUACACCAUUUGAGUAAAGAAAAUCUGGUUCGGGGUUACUGUGAAAGGGCUUAAACAAUGCAAAGCUUUGCUCUCCUGUGUAUUAUCUGAAACCAGAUAGCGUCUCGAAUACCUGCCACUGGUAUUUAGCCUAAUGUUUAGUAUGGGACAGAAAACACUUUCACAAUUUAUGACUGCCUUUUCCUCAAAUUGCAAUAUUGCGUUGCAGUCUAGGUUUCUGGUGAAGCUUAAAUUCCAGUGUUUCUCAGACCAGUAUACCUUGGCACACUUAUUAGAUUUCCAAAGUCAAACAUUACGUUGAGUUACAGUGAAUUAAAUUAAAGGUCUGACCACCUCCCCUCUGAGCUAAUGCAGUUUCCCUCUAGAACAGUCUUAAAGUUUGGCCGUCUCAACUCACACGAUCUCCCAGAGGUUCAGGUGACAUCUCUAAACAAUCACUGAGUAGUUGUGCCUUCAAACAUAAUGUGUAUGUGCCAUGGCCUGAUGAAGAUUAAGAACCACUGGUAAAAAAUAUAUAUUUGUUUUUGAGAAGUCCAGAUGUGAGUCAGUGUUGGUGUUAUUUCACCUAUACUGAUCUUAGCCUGUAAGGUUUAGUCUGUUUCUUUGUGUAGAAAACUCAUGGUCUUGAUGAUGUCAUCAAUGUAUUAUAAGAAAAUUGCUAAUUUAUCCUUGUACAAACAUGACAAAAUGAUUUUUAACUUGUUUGUUAUUUAAAAACACUUUUGUAUCAGAAGAUGAAUAAAAACAUUUUGGUUUCCAGUAUGCUGAUGUA